Messenger RNA from Toxotes jaculatrix (banded archerfish), 1735 nucleotides. It is a transcript of the gene gpc6a, whose product is annotated as glypican 6a. The record is from RefSeq and is a predicted model, not a curated record. NCBI's taxonomy places the organism in Eukaryota, Metazoa, Chordata, Actinopteri, Toxotidae. Gene Ontology annotation, biological process: regulation of protein localization to membrane; regulation of signal transduction; cell migration. Bases 1 to 1683 code for a protein of 560 amino acids. Gene Ontology annotation, cellular component: extracellular region; plasma membrane; synapse. The transcript has 9 exons.
AUGUAUGCGAUGUGGAGACUGCAAGUCGCCUUAUGUACUCUGUCGUUGCUGUCCCUGUCAUCUGGUGGUGAAAGCAAAGCGCGGAGCUGUAGCGAGGUUAGACAAGCUUAUAACGCGAAAGGGUUCAGCCUCGUCAAUGUACCACAUCAGGAAAUAUCAGGUGAGCACCUGCGUGUCUGUCCUCAGGGAUACACCUGCUGCACGUCCGAGAUGGAGGACAAACUCAACCAGCAGAGCAAACUGGAGUUCGAGAACUUGGUCGAGGAGAGCAGCCACAAUAUGAGGACGACAUUUGUCUCGAGGCAUAAAAAGUUUGAUGAGUUUUUCUUGGAGCUGCUGGACAAUUCUGAGAAGUCUCUCAACAGUAUGUUCACACGGACAUACGGGAAGCUGUAUAUGCAGAACUCAGAGGUGUUCCAGGACCUGUUCACUGAGCUAAAGCGCUACUACACAGGGGGCAACGUCAACCUGGAAGAAAUGCUGAAUGACUUCUGGUCCAGGCUGCUAGAGCGCAUGUUCCAGUUGCUCAACUCCCAGUACCACUUCACUGACGACUACCUGGAGUGUGUCAGUAAAUACACAGAUCAGCUAAAGCCCUUUGGGGAUGUGCCCAGGAAACUCAAGGCCCAGGUCACCAGGGCCUUCAUUGCUGCACGGACGUUUGUCCAGGGACUAAUGGUGGGUCGGGAGGUUGCCAACAGGGUAGCCAAGGUGAAUGUAGUUCCAGCAUGUGUCAGAGCCUUGACCAGGAUGCUCUACUGCCCAUACUGUCGUGGCAUGCCGGGGCUGAAACCCUGUCACAACUACUGUCACAAUGUUAUGAGGGGCUGUCUUGCGAACCAGGCAGACCUAGAUCCUGAAUGGAACCUCUUCAUCGAUGCUAUGUUACUGGUGGCAGACAGACUGGAGGGACCCUUCAACAUUGAAGCAGUUAUAGAGCCAAUUGACAUCAAGAUCUCUGAGGCUAUCAUGACCAUGCAGGACAACAGCAUGCAAGUGUCAGCGAAGGUCUUUCAAGGGUGUGGCCAACCGAAGCCAUCAGGAAUAGGCAGGUCUGCACGUGGCAUCUCAGAUGUGUUCAAUGCUCGCUUCAGACCCUACACCCCUGAGGAGAGACCAACCACAGCCGCUGGAACAAGCCUGGAUAGACUGGUGAUUGACAUCAAAGAGAAGCUGAAGGAGUCCAGGAGGUUCUGGUCCAAGCUGCCGGAUGACAUCUGUGCCAGGGGCAAGCUCACAGAGUCUGAUGAGGAGCAGUGCUGGAACAGCCACACUAAGGGCAGAUAUUUCCCUGAGGUGGUGAAGGAGGGCUUAACCAAUCAAGUAAACAACCCAGAGGUGGAUGUGGAUAUCACCAGACCUGACACACUGAUUCGGCAGCAGAUCAUGGCUCUUCGUGUCAUGACCAACAAGCUAAAGAACGCCUACAAUGGAAAUGACAUCUAUUUCCAGGACUCCAGUGAUGAGGGCAGUAGUUCUGGCAGUGGCAGCGGCUGCACAGACGGCUGCACAACAGAGUUUGUUUUUGUUGGAACAGAGGCUCCUGUAAUUGGAGCUGACAGGAGUGAUGAACGCGCUGCAGCAGCAGCCGCAGGCAAGUCACUUUCCCGUGGACCCUCCCUACUGCUGGUGAUGGCUGCCCUCACACUCCCACUUUGGGCAAUGCAGACUCAAUGGAGAUAAUACAUGAGUGCGGCCGGAUCACUGACUUUUAUACUGUUACAUACAGUAUGUU